Molecule: messenger RNA, 1027 nt
Organism: Eutrema salsugineum
Lineage: Eukaryota; Viridiplantae; Streptophyta; Magnoliopsida; Brassicales; Brassicaceae
Product: vesicle transport protein SFT2B
Exons: 6
Coding region: 163-690 (175 amino acids)
Biological process (GO): vesicle-mediated transport
Cellular component (GO): membrane
Source: RefSeq, a predicted model, not a curated record
GCCUUCGUUUUCCACUCCAAAACAUGGCGUAAUUGUGCAGAGAUCCAACCAUACUUCAGUUCUGCUGUCACUAUUUGAGAGGAAGAAGCUCGAGAUCUGAGCAGUUCCAUAAUACCUCAACUAGUUAAAAAGAGCUUAGACUACACAGAAAGGGCUACAGACAUGGAUAAGAUGAAUCAGGCCUUUGAGAAGAUGAAGAUGUUGGUGGGUAUGGAGGUUGAAGACGAGCAACGAGCUGCCGAGGAAGAAAGCUCGCUCUCAUUCAUGGAUGACCUUAAUCGCAAUUGCGCUUUAUCUACCAAACAGAGAUUCUAUGGCUUUGCGAUUUGCUUGUCAGCAGGCUUGGCAUGUACUCUUUUGUCAAUGCUUGUUUUCUUCAAUCCAGUCAAGUUUGGCAUCACAUUCACUCUGGGAAAUUUGAUGGCACUUGGGAGCACAGCAUUCCUUAUAGGCCCACAACGGCAGGUGACGAUGAUGCUUGACCCAGCUCGUAUCUACGCCACGGCUUUGUAUCUAGCAAGCAUUAUCAUUGCCUUAUUUUGCGCUCUCUAUGUUCGUAACAAGCUGCUCACUCUGCUGGCUAUCAUUCUUGAGUUCUCUGGUCUAAUUUGGUAUAGCUUGAGCUACAUCCCUUUUGCAAGGACCAUGGUCUCAAAGGUCUUCAUGACUUGUUUCGACACCGAGUUUUAAGCAGAGCCAUAUACACAUGGACUCAACAAUUUUUCGUCCCUCAACAAUUGUGCUCUGUUUGAACGAUUGGUCGGUCUCCUCCAAAUGUAUUCAAAGCUUGACUUGUUUGAUGCACCAAGAACACUAAAAGCGCUAGUAGUCCACCUAUGGCUUAUCUUUGAGCUCGUUUUGGUUUCUACUUGCUCUUUCUGAAGAUGAAGUUCCUGUCUUCACAAAUCCUACUACAGUUUUUUGUAUAUUAUGAUGUGGAAUUUAACGUAGAUUGGGUGCGGUAGCUUUCUCCCUUUUUCCUUCUUUGUUGAGUUUCUUCCCGGAAUAAUAAAGUAUAUCAACCAUC